GUCGAGGGCUUGGGCAGGGGGGCUUACACCAGUUCACAGAAUCAUCUUUGCGAGUCCACUCAAGCCUUAAAGCCAAACCUGAGGUGAGUCUGUUGCAGAGGGAUGAAUCUUCGUCUUGUCAGGUCGACAAUUUCUUGCAUGUAUCUUCAACCCUUCGGGUUUACUACACCUUGAUAUGGAACAGAACAUGAUGGAAGCAUCAACUAUGAAGGCCAUCUCAAUUCAAGAAACGCAGGACACGUUUUUUGCCUUUGGAAUAAUCAAGGAACCAAAUGGAAGGAUUAGGCUACGUCAUUGGGAUGAUUUAUCAUUCACUGCCUGCAAAUCCGGGUUUUGGAAUAGAGGACUAUCCAUCUUCAUGCUCUCAGCAUUGUGAACCAAUCUUAACCAAAAUAACUAAAACUAACCAAAAGAACCAACACUAACCAAAAUAUCCAACACUAACCAAAAGAACCAAAACUAACCAAAAGAACCAAAACUAACCAAAAUAACCAUAACUAACCAAAAGAACCAACACUAACCAAAAUAACCAUAACUAACCAAAAUAACCAACACUAACCAAAAUAAUAGAAUUUGAUUUUCAGAUGUUAAUAACAUCACAAUAACUAUGUUAACUAUAAUAACUACAUUAUUACCAUUUAUAUUAUUAGGAAAUGCAAUUGUUUAAUAUAGGAGGGUUCCAUCUUCCAAAUAUCCAACGCUGAUAAAGGACAAAGAUUCAGCAUACUGAAAUCAGUAGUUUCAGUUGCUAUACAGAAGCAGGUGAUGAACAGAAUAACAUUUGCUUUGCUGUAACUGAUCUUCUCUGUUGUCUCCCUAGCUAAACAUGUCCUUCGCCGGUCUUAACGAUGCUGAUGUUGCUGCAGCCCUCGCUGCUUGCACAGGUAAACCUCUUAUUGAUGCCUCAGUUCACUUUCUACUCUGUCUCUCUCUCUCUCAAAUUGUAGGAUCUCUGUUUGUGGGCAACAUUGUAUAGAGCAGGCGUCUUUCAUUUUUGUGGUUGAUGAGAGAGAUGAGAGGGAUAUUGCACAGAAAAGAGUGGCUAGACCGGAAUAUUGAACCGCUGCCUCCAGGGGAGUGUGGUCCAGUGCAGGGGCAGCAGCUCUACCACUAGACUAGCCCUGGGCAAGCGGGCACAGCCCUGGCACAGCAGUAUUGUUAAGUAUAUUUGUAACUGUGAAAUCCUCCGACAGCAUUUUAAUGGAUAACUGAUCGCCCCACAGCUGCUGACUCCUUCAACCACAAGGCGUUCUUUGCCAAGAUCGGCCUGGCCAGCAAGUCCAACGAUGACGUGAAGAAGGCCUUCUACGUCAUUGACCAGGACAAGAGUGGCUUCAUUGAGGAGGAUGAGCUCAAGUAAGGACCCCUCUGAUAUUACACUCAUCAUAUAACACCUUUGAUCAUGUUUCUUAGAGUGAAUGUUAAGUUCCCUUUAUAAGGCUUGACUGAUUGCUUAGUGUGGGGGCAAAAAAUUGACAUAACUUUAAACCUACCCCUCUGUAGAGCAUGGGGUGCCUAUUUCUAUCUCAACAAAAUAGAGUCCUCUCCCCAAAAAUAUGAGUAGAGCAGGAAAGCAUCAGCAUAGUCUGUAUUUACGGUCUUUGCUUAUUGCCUGUUUGCUCUGUAUCCAUCCAGGCUGUUCCUGCAGAACUUCUCUGCCUCUGCCAGAGCCCUGACUGACGCUGAGACCAAGGCUUUCCUGGCUGAUGGGGACAAAGACGGUGAUGGCAUGAUUGGAGUUGAUGGUGAGGAUCAUUCCUUUUGGAGUUGGGAACAUUCCUUUUUGGAAUUUGGGAACAUUAUUUCAACAACAAGACAUACAUGCUCCUUGCAAGUCUUCGCAAUCUCAGUUGUAAUUGAAAACUAAAUGUUGAAUAAGAAAUGAUUGAACCAUUCAUAUUGUUAAUACAAAAAAUGGUGUGUUCACUUUUGCAGAGUUCGCUGCCAUGAUCAAGGGAUAAAUGAAGACCUGACCAACACCUCUUGAUCUGAAGGAACAACUUGACCCAAGACAUCCCCCUUUUCAUCUUAACACUUUUAUACACGUGACUGUUACUGUGUCUGAAAUGACACCCUAUCCCAUACAUAGUGCACUACCUUUUCCCAGAGCCUAUGGGCAAAAGUAGUGCACUAUAUAGGAAAUAGGGUGUCAUAUCAGACAUAGCCUGUGACUGUCUACCCAUAGUGCAUCUUUCUGUCCACUAUGAAUGUAAAUGUAGUGUGGCUGUGUUUCCCCUGUUCUCGUUAAUUUGAGUUUUGCUUUAGUGUCCAAUCAAUUAUGCACUUUUUGGGAAAUGGACGUCGGACGAUAUAUAGAAAAGAAUAAACGUUCUUUUUCAAUAUGGUGUCUCAUCUUUUCUUUAGAGUUUGCUUUAAUGUUCAGUACCAAUCUGUUUAGACUAGAGUGGAAUUUUAUCAUCACCUUACCCACUUUAAUAAACCAGCACGGUUCGGGUCAGUAGGAUAGUGUGAAAAGGGUAUAUUGUUCAGCAUCCUCUUACAUGAUUUAUCAUCAAAAUGAUCACCACAUAGCAACUAAGAUGAGGAGAUGAGAGGUCAAUGGUUGUGCAUUGAUUUUAUUUUGAGAACUGGAACAGUCAAGUUUCAUAUAGUAGCUAACAUUAAGUGGUUACACCUUCAGUCGUGUAUAUUUCUGAGUCACUAAGACAGAAUCGAUCUACCUGUAGCCUAGUGGUUAACCUGGUCAAAAUAUCCUGAUAGCCUAUAGCGAUAACCACUCUAGCACAGGUGGGAUUACAAAUUCUCAUUUUACAAGCGGCACAUAUGCACAUAGCCUACCAUCCUUCGAUCCGCCGCUGCUAUUCAUGUGUUUUGGCAAGAGAGAUGUGUUUUCCCUCCUCUUGUUCAUCAGUAAAUAUUCCAUGGCAGUUGUAAUCAGUUGCUAGCCUGGCUGACUCGACCCAAGUGACCACACAGCGAGGAAGAGCAGUGACUUACUCGUCUGGACAGGAGGCCGUUUAUUAAUGCAAUAUUCGCUCAGAAAUUGAGGAAAAGCAUUGAUUGGUUCUCUCAAAUGCAUUUUUUUUCGGGUGGGUUGAGACCUCGUUGUUUUGGAUUUGAAAAUCCAACAGUAGUAAUGGAAGGGGGCAGCACUCAGGGACUGUGUGUGGCUGUGCCUGUGGGUGUUUGAGUGAGAAAGACACGGAGGAGAACCAACCAGUUAAAGCACAGCCCCCUUAAUCAUCAAUAUAUUGCACUGACAACAUAAAAAUAGUAUUUCCAGUCAGGAGGACCUCGAGUUAGUGUCAGCCAGACUAAUCAGUUGCAGGAUAAAGAUUCAAUCCAAUGUCCAUAAACUAAGCCAAACUCCUCGAGAGGUAAAUUCUUACUUUUGAAGUGGCUAAACUAGUCAAAAGUUCCUGAUAGCCACUCUACAGGUGGGAUUGCAAAUGAAAUGUCCAUAAACGCAUGCAAAACAUAACUUUCCAGACGCUAUCUUUGGUUGGGUCUUUUGCCCAUUUAUUAGCAGCAAAAAUUAAAUUGAUCGCAAACAAUUUCAUACAGGCAGAUGUAAUUAGUAGGCUCUCCAAACAUGUGCCAUAGAUGGUGGAUUAUAAAGAUGAUACAAAAAAGGCCUCUUACCAUAGAAAAUAAUUGUCACAGCUCCAGUCUACCAUGCACUAACCAGAAAAAAAGUAUUAUGAAAUGUAUCACUUACUCUAUCAUCUCUGCCUGUGCCAUAAUAGUUAGAGGAUACGACAUUGUGGUCUUGUUCCCCUGCGCAAACAUUGCAUGCAUCAACCAAUGGUUGCAUGGCCACGUCAUCAGUUGUUCCGUCGGGAUUGCUAUAACAUAUGAUGUGGUUAGCUGAUAUGUAAAAUACCUAUCCAGGCUUUGUAAGCAACCUCUGGGCAGAGGACCAUGUCCUGUAUCUGUCCCAUUAUGGGGUCUAUGUGAGCAUGGGCAGCGCUAUUAGGGCCAUCUCCAUUUUGAAGCAGUCAAUUUUCUUUUUCUACUACUUCUAUGUUGGUAAACAAACUGAAAGUGUAUUUACUGCCACCUCGAGUGUGUUGUUUGAACAGUUAUAAAGCCAAGGUUGCAGUUAUGGAAUGUUUGCUCACAAGUGUAAUUAAUUGGCUGAUCUCUCCUGGUGACCUGAAUGGCAUUAUGUGAUCCUUCCUUAAACCAUAUGAAGUCCCACCCAGUUGACUACUUCAAAAUGGUGCUGCCCAUGCUAAAAUGGGCUUUUGGGCACUUGAGUCCUCUAUCUAUCUCUAUGGCCUGUGCAUCCCUACUUCCUGGUCACCUGUUUGCCAGAGUACACAUGACCAGUGACCAAUGACCCGUGCCUCUAGUGUAGGUCUACAAGGCUAAAGACAGACAAACUAUAGACAACACAACACAACAACCACAUUAGUAGGCCAAAAUUGCCCCUAAAUAUUCAAAUGUCAUGGCCAAUUAUUCACUGUUAUAUGUGCUUAUUAAAUAUCAAUAAGGGAUGAGUCUGUUUUCUAUUUAAUGUUUAAACCUCACAUUGAUUCCAGUGUGAUUCAGGCGUCAUGUUGAGGGUGCUGCAUUGGCAGAAAAAAACCACUAGGUGGUAUCCAAGUCAAACGAUCUAAAGCCAGAGGCACUGUCUGGCACUGAAUAAAGCUGUCUUUUUGUGAUGUAAGUUUCACAACCUGUUCUGCAGUCCAGUGUCCACGACAUAGCUGUGCAAUUGGGUUUUGGCCUUUACAUAUAUUCACUUAUCAUCAGGAUUCCCAUCAUGAAUCAAGAUCUGUCAAUCAAGAGAUGAAUGGUUGGUAAAGGGUUGGACUGGGUUUGGGGUCGAGUAUAAUUGAGAAUAAUAAUUCCCUUGGUCCUCGUUAUAGAUGUAUCUUUCCUCCACCUUCAUUUUGUCCUGACUAAAUUAAAUCAUGAGAGACACUGCUGCUGCUUCUGAUGUUUUGAGCGCCUCCACUGCUAUGUUAUACAUCCCUCACAGCAGCCAAGCUGGUUGUUAUAGUGACCAGGUGGAAUCACCAGCACAGUGUAGGUUGAGUGAAUGUAUUCAGGAGGCAGAAUACUGUGUAAUAAUAAUAUAAUAUGCCAUUUAGCAGACGCUUUUAUCCAAAGCGACUUACAGUCAUGCGUGCAUACAUUUUUUUGUGUAUGGGUGGUCCCGGGGAUCGAACCCACUACCUUGGCGUUUCAAGCGCCGUGCUCUACCAGCUGAGCUACAGAGGACCACAGAGGACCCACACACCACCUGUGUGUGGGCUAUUCACCUUUACAGUGAAGCUGAAAACUGUUUGGUACCCUGAUAGUAUAACAAAGCCAUGCAGUAAAGAGAUGCAGUACAUAGAGCAAACAUUUCAUACAGUUUUAUUCUAAUCAUUUCCUGCAUGUUCAUAAACUAAAAUCAUCUUUUGAAAGAAGCAAGUCUAAAACAGUAAAAUAACGUGUACAGUCGUGGCCAAAAGUUUUGAGAAUGACACAAAUAUUAAUUUUCACAAAGUCUGCUGCCUCAGUUUUUAUGAUGGCAAUUUGCAUAUACUCCAGAAUGUUAUGAAGAGUGAUCAGAUGAAUUGCAAUUAAUUGCAAAGUCCCUCUUUGCCAUGAAAUUGAACUCAAUCCCCCAACAAACUUUUCCACUGCAUUUCAGCCCUGCCACAAAAGGACCAGCUGACAUCAUGUUAGUGAUUCUCUCGUUAACACAGAUGAGAGUGUUGACGAGGACAAGGCUGGAGAUUACUCUGUCAUGCUGAUUGAGUUAGAAAAACAGACUGGAAGCUUUAAAAGGAGGGUGGUGCUUGAAAUCAUUGUUCUUCCUCUGUUAACCAUGGUUACCUGCAAGGAAACACAUGCUGUCAUCAUUACUUUGCACAAAAAGGGCUUCAAAGGCAAGGAUAUUGCUGCUAGUAAGAUUGCACCUAAAUCAACCAUUUAUCGGAUCAUCAAGAACUUCAAGGAGAGAGGUUCAAUUGUUAUGAAGAAGGCUUCAGGGCGCCCAAGAAAGUCCAGCAAGCGCCAGGACCGUCUCCUAAAGUUGAUUCAGCUGCGGGAUCGGGGCACCACCAGUGCAGAGCUUGCUCAGGAAUGGCAGCAGGCAGGUGUGAGUGCAUCUGCACGCACAGUGAGGCGAAGACGUUUGGAGGAUGGCCUGGUGUCAAGAAGGGCAGCGAGGAAGCCACUUCUCUCCAGGAAAAACAUCAGGGACAGACUGAUAUUCUGCAAAAGGUACAGGGAUUGGACUGCUGAGGACUGAGGUAAAGUCAUUUUCUCUGAUGAAUCCCCUUUCCGAUUGUUUGGGGCAUCCGGAAAAAAGCUUGUCCGGAGAAGACAAGGUGAGCGCUACCAUCAGUCCUGUCUCAUGCCAACAGUAAAGCAUCCUGAGACCAUUCAUGUGUGGGGUUGCUUCUCAGCCAAGGGAGUGUUCAGCCUAAGAACACAGCCAUGAAUAAAGAAUGGUACCAGCACAUCCUCCGAGAGCAACUUCUCCCAAACAUCCAAGAACAGUUUGGUGACGAUGCCUUUUCCAGCAUGAUGGAGCACCUUGCCAUAAGGCAAAAGAGAAAACAUUUCAUACAGUUUUAUUCUAACCAUUUCCUGCAUGUUCAUAAACUAAAAUCACCUUUUGAAAGAAGCAAGUCUAAAACAGUAAAAUAACGUGUACUGUAUGUACAGUAGCCUUAAAUCACUUGCACUAAGUACUGAGCUUAAGAUAUACACUACAUGACCAAAAGUAUGUGGACAACUGCUCAUCGAACAUCUCAUUCCAAAAUCAUGGGCAUUAAUAUGGAGUUGGUCCCCCUUUUGCUGCUAUAACAGCCUCCACUCUUCUGGGAAGGCUUUGCACAGGUUUUGGAACAUUGCUGCAGGGACUUGCUUCCAUUCAGGCACAAGAGUAUUAGUGAGGUCGGGUACUGAGGCCUGGCUCGCACUCGAAGUUCCAAUUCAUCCCAAAGAUGGUCGAUGGGGUUGAGGUCGGGUCUCUGUAGAAGCCAGUCAAGUUCUUCCACACUGAUCUCGACAAACCAUUUCUGUAUGGAUCUCGUUUUGUGCACGAGGGCAUUGUCAUGCUGAAACAGGAAAGGGCCUUCCCCAAACUGUUGCCACAAAGUUGGCUGCACAGAAUCAUCUAGAAUGUUAUUGUAUGCUUUAGUGCUAAGAUUUCCCUUCACUGGAACUAAGGGGCCUAGCCCGAACCAUGAAAAAUUGCCCCAGACCAUUAUUCCUCCUCCACCAAACUUUACAGUUGGCACUAUGCAUUUGGGCAGCUAGCGUUCUCCUGGCUUCUGCCAAACCCAGAUUUGUCCGUUGGACUGCCAGAUGGUGAAGUGUGAUUCAUCACUCCAGAGAACGCAUUUCUUCUGCUGUAGAGUCCAAUGGCGGCGAGUUUUACACCACUCCAGCUGAUGCUUAGUGUUGAUCAUGGUGAUCUUAGGCUUGUGUGCGGCUGCUCGGCCAUGGAAACCCAUUUCAUGAAGCUCCCGACGAAUAGUUAAGUUGCUUCCAGAGGCAGUUUGGAACUCGGUAGUGAGUGUUGCAACUGAGGACAGAUGAUUUUUAUGCGCUACUCCUAGACGUUUCCACUUCACAAUAACAGCACUUACGGUUGACCGGGGCAGCUAUAGCAGGGCAGAAAUUUGACGAACUGACUUGUUGGAAAGGUGGCAUCCUAUGACCGGGCCAUUCUAAUGCCAAUGUUUGUCUGUGGAGAUUGCAUGGCUGUGUGCACGAUUUUAUACACCUGCCAGCAUGGGUGUGGCUGAAAUAGCCGAAUCCACACAUUUUGAAGGGGUGUCCACAUACUUUUGUAUACAUAGUGUAUCAAAUAAUCUGGCCCCAUCUGCUCCCACUUGGAAUAGGGGAAUUAAUAUUUUGGGAUUACUUGGGCAAUGCCAAUUUUAAUAUUUUCAUGGAUCUGUCAAUAAAUGUUUCUAUUGAUAAUUUGUUAAUAUUAUCAAUGUGAAAUCUUUUCAUAAAACGUUUAAUUAUAUACCUACAUAUUUUGUUACCAAUAAGACGGGGGGGGGGGGGGGGGGGGGGGGGGAGGAGAUGCGUAAAACUGCCUGCUAUAGCAUAAGGGCGGUACAGGUUCCAGUAUUUACACGCAUCAGCCAGUCAAGGCGGAUAUAAAUAGUAGGCUAACGGUUAAUUAGUUAGGUAAGGAAUUCGAGAGUGGCCUGGCUGUGAGAAUUUGAUACACGGACAGGUAACUCAAGCAUCGCGGAUUGUCGGUGUAUCCAGUCCAUAUAUAAAUCCUCAUCGGCAGUCAUCAGUCACCACAAAGCCUUACACCCUCUGCUUUGGACACCGGCGAGGCGAGACCAUCAAAGCGGUGAGUAGGAUAAAGGACUGUUCGAGUUUUUGGUGUGACGUGUGCGUGCGGUUACUUUGCCGACCGAGUGAGUGAUGCUCAGGUAGCCUAGUGCGGCUCAGGUGAUACACCGCGGAGGAAGUUGCAGGUCCAUUUACCUGGCUGACACUCUCUUAGGUAAUUCUUCUCGGAAUUUGUGUUUGACACUCUCUUAGGUAAUUCUUCUCGGAAUUUGUGUUUUUAACAGGAUUUUUGUUUAAAGGUUUUCCAGAAGUAGCCUAGACCUAUUUUACCUUUCUUAAUACACUUUGUAGGCACAAUUACGCAUCUGCAUCCAUAAAUGUUGUUGGGUCUUUAUCGAUAGCCUUUUUGCCAGAUAAUUUCAAAUCGCCUACAUCAGAGGUAUCACAUCCAGCAGCCAGAUUACACCAAAGCAGACAGAACAGCGACAUCAACAUCAACAUCAGUCAAACUGACAUCAGCAGAUUAUCAGAGCAAGGAGAGGAAGAAAUUGACAGAGAAAAACAAACUAAAGCAGUCGGUUUUAGAAGUCAACACCUCGUAGGGAGAGAGAGGGACAUAUAGGUAGGUUUGAACAUAUUAUGUAUUCAAUUCAGUGCAGUGUUGUUUGUUGUGGUUACUUGAAAUGAAUUGAUUUGAGGAAUAUUCUUAAGAAAUUGAUGUGUAGCAUUGCAUUGUGUAACAUUGCGUUUUUAUUAUGUUAAGAUACAUUUUGUAUCAAGGCAUUAUAAUUGGCAUAGCCUACUAUACACCCUUGUGUAAUCCAGCAGUUUUUUUCAAUGACUGCAGUCUGGGAUUACUGACUGAUAUUCUCUAAAUGAAUAGACUGGACCUGACUCUUUCAAUAGCCUGUGUGUGUGUGUGCGUGCGCGCGUGUGUGUAUGAAUAAUUUACUCCGCUGUUCCUCUGUCCUACAGGAUUAAUAUGUCACUCACUUCUAUCCUUUCUGCGGAGGCUAUUGAGAAUGCCGUCAAGGAGUUCCAAGGUAGGUCUUACCUCAGGACUACCUGAGAGAGAGAUUGAGAAAGAGAGACAGAGAAAGAAUGAGCGAGAGAAUGAGAAUGAGCGAAAAACAGAAAGAGGAGAGAGAUGGUAAUAUUGUAACAGACUAUGAUCAUGUACUGUAGAGAGUUAUUGUUAGUCAGAAGAGAGUGCUUCCUACUCUGUAGUGGGCUGGCAGUCGCCCACAGACUAUAGUCAUUAUAAUGUAUGUGCUUCUUUUACUCUGUUGUAGAACUAGGCUGGCAGUAGCCCGCAGACUAUUGCACUACAAUUUAGCAUCCUGAGGUUGGGUUUAGUCCACAUGCUGGGGUGAAAAGGACUCUUUAAGAAGAGUGUCUGUGUGCCAGCUCGUAAAGAGAGAGACACACAGGGAUAAAUCUCCACUCUGGACUGCAGCAACGCUACCUUUUAAACUCCUCAGGGUGUCAACCUUGCCUGAACUCUAACCUGUGUGUGUGUGUGUGUGUGUGUGUGUGUGUGUGUGUGUGCACUGGUUCAUUUAUGGGUGUAUGUGUUCUUCCUUACUCUCUUCAGCCCCAGACUCCUUCAGCUUUAAGAAGUUUUCCCAGCUGUGUGGCCUGACCUCCAAGUCUCCCAAAGAAGUCAAAGAUGUCUUCCAGAUCCUUGACGAUGACAACAGUGGCUUCAUCGAGGAGUCCGAGCUCAAGUAUGACAUUUGGAGUAAUCCUUUAGAAGGAGGGAUACUUGUGACCAAUUUCCUGUGCGCCCUAUAAUGAUAAUACAUGGUCAUUUUACUGACACCUUUAUUCAAAGUGACUUAUCGUUAACACAUAUAUUCAUUUGGCUAUAUGUGGCCCCAGUGGGAUUCAAAGCUACAACUGUGCCAAUUAGCAGAUGCUUUUAUCCAAAGCAACUCACAGUACAGUGAGUACAUACCAUACAUUUUUAUGAAGAUUACUUGAUCCCUGCGGGAAUUGAACCCAUGACCUUGGCAUUGCCAGUAGCACACUCUUACCAGCAGAGCCACACAGGACCACCAACUGUUCCAGCAGCAACCUGGUGAGCCAUCAGAACCACAGAGAGCAUUUCUAAAUGUAUGCUGAGUGACAGGAGACUUAAUACUAUUUAAUACAAUGAAAUAUGUUUUGUUGCAAGCACAACAAAUGCUAAUGAGAUAAAAUUCUACAAUUCCACUCCCCUGUCAUUUUAAUGGAAGGCUACCAUUAAGCCUUAAUAUAAUCCAUGGCUAAAAAACUAUAAUUAUUAAAUUUGCAUUAUAUAAUGCACCGUCUACAUUCUAUAAAUGUGCAAGCCAGCAGAAUUUAGGACACCAACUGUAACGGGACAUUAUAAACUGUAAUAUCUUAUGUUUCACCGAGUCGUGGCUGAACGACGACAUGAAUAACAUACAGCUGGCGGGAUAUACGCUACAUCGGCAGGAUAGAACGGCUGGUGGUCUGUGUAUAUUUGUAAACAACAGCUGGUGCACAAAAUCUAAUAUUAAGGAAGUCUCAAGGUUUUGCUCGCCUGAGGUAGAGUAUCUCAUGAUAAGCUGUAGACUACACUAUUUACCAAGAUAGUUUUAAUCUAUAUAGCUGUCUAUUUACCCCCACAAACUGAUGCUGGCACAAAGACUGUGCUCAAUGAGCUGUAUAAGGCCAUAAGCAAACAGGAAAACGCUCAUCCAGAGGCAGCGCUCCUAGUGGCCGGGGACUUUAAUGCAGGGAAACUUAAAUCCGUUCUACCUAAUUCCUACCAGCAUGUUAAAUGUGCAACCAGAGGGAAAGAACUCUAGACCACCUUUACUCCACACACAGAGACGCGUACAAAGCUCUCUCUCGCCCUCCAUUUGGCAAAUCUGACGAUAAUUCUAUCCUCCUGAUUCCUGCUUAUAAGCAAAAACUAAAGCAGGAAGCACCAGUGACUCGUUAAUAAGGAAGUGGUCAGAUGACGCAGAUGCUAAGCUACAGGACUGUUUUGCUAGCACAGACUGGAAUAUGUUCCGGGAUUCUUCCAAUGGCAUUGAGGAGUACACCACAUCAGUCACUGGCUUCAAUAAUAAGUGCAUUGAUGACGUCGUCCCCACAGUGACCGUAUGUACAUACCCCAACCAGAAGCCAUGGAUUACAGGCAACAUCCGCACUGAGCUAAAGGGUUAACCCGGAUGCUUAUGCCCUCCGACGAACCAUCAAACAGGCACAGCGUCAAUACAGGACUAAGAUUGAAUCCUACUACACCGGCUCCGACGCUCGUUGGAUGUGGCAGGGCUUGCAAACUAUUACAGGCUACAAAGGGAAGCACAGCCGCGAGCUGCUCAGUGACACGAGCCUACCAGACAAGCUAAAUCACUUCUAUGCUCGCUUCGAGGCAAGCAACACUGAAGCAUGCAUGAGAGCAUCAGCUCUUCCGGAUGACUAUGUGUUCACGCUCUCCAUAGCCGAUGUGAGUAAGACUUUUAAGCAGGUCAACAUUCACAAGGCCGCAGGGCCAGACAGAUUACCAGGACGCGUACUCCGAGCAUGCGCUGACCAAUUGGCAAGUGUCUUCACUGUUCCUGACUGAGUCUGUAAUACCAACAUGUUUCAAACAGACCACCAUAGUCCCUGUGCCCAAGAACACUAAGAUAACCUGCCUAAAUGACUACCAACCCGUAGCACUCACAUCUGUAGCCAUGAAGUGCUUUGAAAGGCUGGUCAUGGCUCACAUCAACACCAUUAUCCCAGAAACCCUAGACCCACUCCAAUUUGCAUACCGCCCCAACAGAUCCACAGAUGAUGCAAUCUCUAUUGCACUCCACACUGCCCUUUCCCACCUGGACAAGAGGAACACCUAUGUGAGAACGCUAUUCAUUGACUACAGCUCAGCGUUCAACACCAUAGUGCCCUCAAAGCUCAUCACUAAGCUAAGGACCCUGGGACUAAACACCUCCCUCUGCAACUGGAUCCUGACUGGCCACCCCCAGGUGGUAAGGGUAGGUAACAACACAUCUGCCACGCUGAUCCUCAACAUGGGGGCCCUUCAGGGGUGUGUGCUCAGUCCCCUCCUGUACUCCCUGUUCACCCAUGACUGCAUGGCCAGGCACAACUCUAACACCAUAAUUAAGUUUGCUGACGACACAACAGCGGUAUGCCUGAUCACCGACAACGAUGAGACAGCCUAUAGGGAGGUCAGAGACCUGGCCGUGUGGUGCCAGGAUAACAACCUAUCCAUCAACGUGAUCAAGACAAAUUAGAUGGUUUUGGACUACAGGAAAAAAAAGAGGACUGAGCACUUCCCCAUUUGCUUCGACAGGGCUGUAGUGGAACAAGUUGAGAGCUUCAAGUUCUUUGGUGUCCACAUCACCAACAAACUAUCAUGGUCCAAACACACCAAGACAGUCAGGAAGAGGGCACGACAAAGCAUAUUCCCCCUUAGGAGACUGAAAAGAUUUGGCAUGGGUCCUCAGAUCCUCAAAAAGUUCUACAGCUGCACCAUCGAGAGCAUCCUGACUGGUUGCAUCACUGCCUGGUAUGGGAACUUCUCGGCCUCCGACCGAGAAGAGGGUAGUGCGUACGGCCCAGUACAUCACUGGGGCCAAGCUUCCUGCCUUCCAGGACCUCUAUACCAGGCGGUGUCAGAGGAAGGCCCUAAAAAUUGUCAAAGACUCCAGCAACCCUAGUCAUAGACUAGUCCAAAAGGCUUCUUAACAGCUUCUACCCCCAAGCCAUAAGACUCCUGAACAGCUAAUCAUGGCUACCCAGACUAUUUGCAUUGUCCCCCCACCCCACCCCCUCUUUUACGCUACUGCUACUCUCUGUUUAUUAUCUAUGCAUAGUCACUUUAACUCUACCUACUUGUACAUAUUACCUCAAUUACCUCGACUAACCUGUGCCCCCGCACAUUGACUCUGUACUGGUACCCCCUGUAUAUAGCCUCGCUAUUGUUAUUUUAUUUUACUGCUGCUCUUUAAUUAUUUGUUAUUUCAAUUUUUUACUUAUCUAUUUUUUACUUAACACUUCUUUUUCUUAAAACUGCAUUGUUGGUUAAGGGCUUGUAAGUAAGCAUUUCACUGUAUUCGGCGCAUGUGGCAAAUAACAUUUUAUUUUAUUUUAUUUGUAUGACCAAAGUGCAAUUGAGUUCAUGGAUGGAUGCAGUAUAGCAGAGUUUUUACUCAAUUGACUUUACCUCACCUCUUAUGAGAAUGCAUAUAGAGACUGUGCAGCAAAAAAAAAUCUCUAUUUUUACAAAGCUGGCAAGAGACCAGGCUGAGCAUUGUGCCAGAGAGUAGAUCCUUUGAUGUUCCGGCUAUAUAGCCUAGCUAUUAUACUUUCAAUCCUUGUUAAACUGGAACCAAAUAACCUUGAUGCCUAAAAGGGCUGUGCUGGAACACAAGUUGUGUGUGUGUGUGCGCACAUGCACAGACGCUUGGUACAGUAUGUGUAAGGCUCAUUAAAUGCUUGUAUAUGUGUGUGUAUUCUGAUUGUGUGUACUCUAUUUGUUUUUGUACUCCCCUAGGUUCUUCCUGCAACGGUUUGUCCCCGGGGCGCGGACGCUGACGGACGCUGAGUGCAAAGGCUUCCUUUCUGCAGCUGAUGAUGACAACGAUGGCAAGAUCGGAGUAGAAGGUGAGUCGCUCUCUCCAAUCACCUGCAGGCUGGGGCAUUAUCAUGAGCCAAAUAGUAAGGCUGUUAGUAUUUCCUUGAAGGGAUUUUGAUGAGCAGGAGACCAAGACUCUCUGAGAUCCACAAUACAUUUUGGGAGGCUCUUGGUUUUUGGCGGUUUUCCAAGAGAAAAUAUACAGAAGGCUAAAAUUUGGAUCAAAUAGUUUAAAGUUCUUUCCUGACUAUUGCAAAUCCUGUCCUAGUGUGGAAGACUUCUAUCUAAGCCAACAUUCACAAACUUGGCGUUGGCCAUGACUAGGUCUCUCUUCAUAUUUAUGGCAAUGUAUGGCCAUAUGUAUUUUGUAAAAUGAGAUUAACGUUAUGCUCUUUAGAGUUGUAAUCCGCCCUGACUGCUGUCAACACAGAUGUAUGGCUUUUAGUAAGGGCCAGCCCUGAGUAGGCAGAAGAGAGUAUGGAUAGAGGAUGAGCUUUAGAGACACCAGAUGUUUCAGGUCAAGAGGAAGGCAUUGGGACAGCCCUUGUAGAGUAUACUGUAUAUAGAGUAGUGUUUGUGCGCUCGUGUGUCUAUAUUCCCGUAUGUUUUGUGCAAGGUUUUGAGGGUGACAAAAAUACAUUGUGGAGCUUAAAUCAGAUGCCAGUUGGUCUCAACAAGCAGAGAUCCAAAAGUCACGGGCUCCAGUAGACCUAGGUUAAAAUCAUUUUCAAAACCUUUCAUAUACUUUUAGUGUUUGAUUGAGCCUACAUGGAGUGCCAGAUGGGCAAAGUUUGCACUUUUGGGUCUAUUCCAUUGAUCCCAAUAACCCAGACAAGCUCAAUCAAGCACAGCUAAAGCAAUCAAAAUAUUUCAAGUACUAUUUGAAUCCUGGUCUGGUCCUCUAGAUGCUCUAUCAAUGGUUACCAGACAGAUUUGAGCGAUAUCUAGGGCUGCACAGACUGGCUUAGCUGGGAUUGCAUAACCGGAUGAAGGAAUCAGACAACGUCUAAACAUUAUUCCAAUCUCUGGUUCCAAACCAACUAUUUGGUUCAGGGUCAUUUUGGUCAGCUUUUUUGGCACUUCCCUCUAUUGAAAGAAUAACAAACAAAAACGUUUUACAAGUGUUUGGGUGUUUGUAUUACGUAAGGUUUGAAUUCGAUGUUGUUCUGCUUUAUCCCACAUCUUUUUGACAAGGGGGCAAAUUAAUUCUGUGAAAAACACUUAUGUAUGCACAUGAUGGUAUGCAUAAGAUGAUUACAAGGUUGGAUAGCGAAGAAGCUACAAACUGAUUUACAUUAACAUUUUUGGUCAUAUUGCAUAUUGCAAUCCAAUCAUAUAAAUUGCGUAGAAUAUGCUUUCAAACCAGACAAAACACAGCAGCCAAAACACUAAUGGCGAAUUCCCAGUAAAGAACUCAUACUGUUACAGCUGUAGGCCAAAGAGGGUUAGUUAUAGCCUGUCUGUUCAAGUGAUUUAGAUCAUGAGCAACAUUUCCAAAAGGCUGUUUUGAUGUCGCUCAUCUCUGAACGUUCAUAUUCUAAUUCAUAAUUGGAACUCAUCUCAGAAUCUUUCUCUCUUGCCACAGAAUUCCUGAUCAUGGUCCAGUCCUGAGAGUUCCACGGGAGCCGAGAGAGCAGCAGGUGUUCGUUCUCUUCUCCUUCCCCAGCCUCAGCCUCCAGCUCCCAGACUCGUCUACUUCCUCAAGCCUACAGCAGCCUCCAUUCCCAGGAAUUAGUUUUUCUCUGUCCUUCUGCUUGAAUUGUGCCCUUCAAUUGUUGUUGUUUUCAGAGCCCCUCUCCAUUCAAUGAAAUUAUUAAUCCAUUAACCAUUUUUACUUGCCUUUUGAUUACGUUCUAGGUUGUAUAGCUGUGUCGCCCCAUAUUUCCUUCCAAUGCACACUACAUUGUCAAUCAAAAAGAUGAAUAAACACAUUGUAACUUAUUGUGGC
Molecule: messenger RNA, 15773 nt
Organism: Coregonus sp. 'balchen'
Lineage: Eukaryota; Metazoa; Chordata; Actinopteri; Salmoniformes; Salmonidae
Source: the annotation of a GenBank genome assembly